Messenger RNA from Trichosurus vulpecula (common brushtail), 2087 nucleotides. RefSeq names its product TNF superfamily member 11 (gene TNFSF11). Lineage: Eukaryota; Metazoa; Chordata; Mammalia; Diprotodontia; Phalangeridae. The record is from RefSeq and is a predicted model, not a curated record. Gene Ontology annotation, cellular component: membrane. Gene Ontology annotation, biological process: immune response. The transcript is spliced from 5 exons. Bases 145 to 1089 code for a protein of 314 amino acids. Gene Ontology annotation, molecular function: tumor necrosis factor receptor binding.
CGCGGACCCCAGCUUCUCCGGCUCCCCGGCUCUCCUGUGACCUAACCCCCACCUCCACUCUCGCAGUUGCUUUUGAGUUUGCCGCCGAGGAGGAGGUAAGAAGGGAGGUAAAAGGUGGAAGCGGAUCGCGGAGCCCAGAGUGUCAUGCGCCGCGCCAGCCGAGACUACACCAAGUACCUGCGAGGGUCAGAGGAGAUGGGCAGCGGAGGCUCUGGAGCCCCCCACGAGGGUCCCCUGCACCCCGCGCCACCCCCCGUCCCGCACCAGCCCCCGCCUGCCUCUCGUUCCAUCCUGGUGGCCUUCAUGGUCCUGGGGCUGGGCCAGGUCGUCUGCAGCGUCGCCUUGUUUCUCUACUUCAAAACCCAGAUGGACCCUAACAGGAUUUCAGAUGAUGACACCUGUUGCUUUAUAAAACUUUUCAAACUUCACGAAAACUCAGAUUUGCAAGACACGUCUCUGGAAGGUCAGGAUGCAAAAUUAAUGUCUGAUCCCUGUCGGAGAAUCAAACAGGCCUUUCAAGGAGCAUUGCAGAAGGAACUAAAGCUUAUGGUUAGGACAGAGAAUACAAGAGCAGAGAAAGCUAUGAUGGACCAUCCUUUGUUGGAUUUCUCCAGGAAAACCCAGCCAUUUGCUCAUCUCACUAUUAAUGGCACCAAUAUUCCCUCAGGCUCCAGAAAAGUGAAUCUUUCUUCUUGGUACCAUGACAGAGGUUGGGCAAAUAUAUCAAAUAUGACUUUCAGCAAUGGAAAACUAAGGGUCAACCAAGAUGGCUUCUACUAUCUCUAUGCCAACAUUUGUUUCAGACAUCAUGAAACUUCUGGUGGUCUGGCCACAGAAUCUCUUCAGCUGAUGGUCUAUGUCACUAAGACCAAUGUGAAAAUCCAAAAUUCUGAUACUUUGAUGAAAGGAGGAAGCACUAAAUACUGGUCGAAAAAAUCAGAGUUCCAUUUUUACUCCAUAAAUGUAGGAGGAUUUUUUAAACUGAGGUCUGGUGAAGAAAUAAGUAUCCAGGUAUCCAACCCAUCAUUACUGGAUCCUGCUCAAGAUGCAACUUACUUUGGGGCUUUUAAAGUUCGAGAUAUAGAUUGAACCUCAAGUUUCACUGUUAGUAAUUACACAUUUCCUAGGGCGUGUUAAUUUUUAAAAAUAUGUCAGAAAGAUGUUUCAUAGCUGUGUCAGACUACUAGGAGACAUGACUUAGAGCCUUCUGAGCAGAAUUUUACCCUCAGAUGUGUGCAUUUGACUCUGUGUGUACACGUACAAAGGGAGCAUCUGGAUUCAAGAUAUAUUCCAACAUACAGGCUUUAUUACACAAUGGUUUAUAUAUUUUGUAAUAAAUUCCUAGAAUUAAACUGGAGUGUGGCAUUUAUGGUUACCUUCAUAAAACGCUACAUUUGGGCUAUUAGAAGGGGCUACACUUGACUCUUGGUCUUGCUGCAGUUUCAUGCCACUACGAGGCCAAACCUGAUAGGAUUUUAUCAUAAUUGCAAGAGGGGGAUCAUCUGAAGAGUUGAGUUCUUUUGAAUUGUUACAUCAUGCUAGAUCCUGCAAAUAAUUUUUUUUCUAAAGAGGAAAGAAAAAAAUAUGUAUUUUUAUAUAAUAUCUAAAAUUAUAUUUCAGAUGUAAUGUUUUGUGCAAAAUAUGUAAAUUAUAUUUGUGCUAUAGUAUUUGAUUCAAAAUAUUUAAAAUGUCUUGCUGUUGGCAUAUUUAAUGUUUUAAAUGUACAGACGUAUUUAACUGGUGCACUUUGUUAAUCCCCUGGGGAAAACUUGCAGCUAAAGGAAAGAAAGAUUGUUUGCUAAUAGCAAAUGUAAUAUAUUUCUUUGUUCUUUUUAACUUAAUAGAUUUUUCAGACUUGUCAAGUCUAUGCAAAAAUUAAACGAAUUCCAUGAAUAAUGAGUAGAAUGUUGGUCACCAGGUGCCUUUCAAAUCCAGAAGCUAAUUGACUUUAGGAAGCUGACAUUGCCAAAAAGAAUACAUAAUGGGCCACUGAAAUCUGUCAAGAGUAUUUAUGUGAUUAUUGAACAGGUGUUUUUUCUACAAGUGCUGCAGAUUGCGGAUUUUGGAUUUCUUUUUUAAAGUGUAAA